AUGAACGAAGACGGCUAUGACAACCAGACGGAGGAUAUGCUAGCGACGGACUUGGACACGUUUGUGGAGAAGGCACCGCCAUCGUUCGUUUGUGGUGUCUGCCAAAUCCCAAUCACAGCAACAGUCUGGCAGUCGUGUCGUGUAUGUGAUAGUGUCGACUUCGACGUCGGCUGUGUGAAGGAAGGUCGCAAAUUGCACCAUCGAACUCAUCCUGGCCAUGGAUUCAUCCAAGUGUCCUCGAACAGUGAUAAAGCCGAGGAAGAGGAGGAGAAGCAGGCUGCAGUAGCCAAGCUGGCAACGAGUCUCGAAGAAGAGGGCACGAGCGGCGCAAGACGUCGUGACUCCCCACGAGCUAUUGUUUCCACACCACGCAAGAGUACGUCCAAGCCCACAUCGCAGCAUUCACGAGCUCCAGAGCGUUCUUUGCUAGAUCUCUCGGCAAAAGACCCUCUAACCGAAGCCAUCGCCAAAGGAAUUUCCCGCUCUCGACUCCAGACCGCUUCUUCCACGAGUGAAUUCCAUACUGUCGAAACAUUUGCGUCGAAAUGGCUCUUUACUAUCCAUUGCUACCUUCGCAGCUGGUCCGAACAGAAUUCUAGCCCGACACAUGCAAUCAAUGGCUUUCACAUCCUCGUGGCAUUCGACGCGAAUGCUCAGUUUCAUGGGUUCACGCGUCAGAGCUAUCCUACCGAGGUAGAUGGGGAAGAGUGCUUCGCCGUCCUGGAAAGUCAGGAGAAGCGUAAUCACAGAUUCACGAAUCCAUUCGAGGCUGCUGGAGCGGCUCGGAGGCUGAAUCGGAGAAGUAUUGAGAUUUGGAAGGAGUUUCGUGACCGUGCUGGUGGUGAUGGGGUUAUUGGUGGUUGGAAUAUGGGGACGAUGGGGGUCUCGAACUUGCAGGAGAUGGCAAAGUUGUUGGAGAUGGCGAGGUGA
Messenger RNA from Sphaerulina musiva SO2202, 930 nucleotides. RefSeq lists its product as uncharacterized. The coding region runs from base 1 to 930 and encodes 309 amino acids. Lineage: Eukaryota; Fungi; Ascomycota; Dothideomycetes; Mycosphaerellales; Mycosphaerellaceae. The transcript has a single exon. The record is from RefSeq and is a predicted model, not a curated record.